Molecule: messenger RNA, 4884 nt
Organism: Cyprinus carpio (common carp)
Lineage: Eukaryota; Metazoa; Chordata; Actinopteri; Cypriniformes; Cyprinidae
Product: zinc finger protein Helios-like
Biological process (GO): regulation of transcription by RNA polymerase II
Molecular function (GO): DNA-binding transcription factor activity; RNA polymerase II cis-regulatory region sequence-specific DNA binding
Source: RefSeq, a predicted model, not a curated record
CCACGGGGUUUGGAAUAAUACGUUUAAUUCCCAUUUCUCUUCUUUCUUGCGUUCCUAUAGAUACCUAUAUAGUAGAGGUCAUGCCAAACGCACUUUAAAUGCAGUGAUAAGGCGUCUAAUCGAUUACCGAGUGGCUCUGAUAGAUCCGUUUCUCUGAGUCAGCCGGUCGCUGCUGUCCGUUCUGAAGAUGGAGGAAGCGGGCGAAGGGAAUCACUAAUGCUGCGCGUCUGUCGCUCUGCAGUGGAUACAUAGUAUUUAGACGCUGUCUGGAACUGCACAUCAGAUGAGAUGGAUGUGUGUCACCCCGUCCAUUGCUAAAGAUCGUCCCCUGUUUGUCACCGCUAUGAACUCCAGUUGAACAUGACAGUCAUCAGAGGACUUCAUCAUCACAGUAGAGACUGAAAAGCUUCUGUCAUUGGAAAUAAUCGAUUGUUUUUACGCAAGGAUUUCUUUGGACACUUAUUUGCGUUUUCACAGGGGGGAGACCAAACAAAAAGUUCUGCCCCCUGAAUAUGGACAUGGAGGCAUCGAAUGGCUAUAUUGCAAGUAACGGCAACUGCUCUCCCAGGAAGGAGAACUCGAGAAUGCUGGUGGACCUGUCGACCAGCACACCCAAUGGCCAACGUUCCCAAAGUCCUAAUUCCCCUGCUGCACGCACAAUCAAACAGGAGGAAGGUACUGAGGAGGAGACAGAGAGAAGGCUGGAUGAGGCGGGUCACAGCGGUGAAGAAGGCUCUGGAUUGGAGGAGCCCAUGAUUGACAGUCCAAAUAACUUACAAGAUGCUGGGCCAGGAACAGAAGUGCAUAGUGAGACCGGGAUAAGACUGCCAAAUGGUGACCGGCCGUUCCAGUGUAACCAGUGUGGGGUUUCAUUCACUCAAAAGGGCAACCUACUGAGGCACAUCAAACUCCACACGGGAGAGAAGCCCUUCAAAUGCCCGUUCUGCAGCUACGCUUGCCGCCGCCGUGACGCCCUGACCGGACAUCUGCGCACACACUCAGUUGGCAAACCACACAAGUGUAACUACUGUGGGCGGAGCUACAAGCAGCGCACGUCAUUGGAGGAGCACAAAGAACGGUGUCAUAAUUACUUGCAGAGCGUCGGCAUGGACUCCACCUCCAAUCCUGGCCUGUAUCCAGGGGAGGUACCAAAGGAGCAGAGGCCGAUGGAGUCAGCUGGGAUGGUGGCUUUCGACCGGCCUCCUGUAAUUGAAAGACUGCAGGGGAAUGUGGGUAAACGGAAGAGCACCACGCCACAGAAGUUUGUGGGUGAGAAAAUGGUUCGCUAUUCGUACCCCGAGCUGAGCUAUGAGAUGGGCCCCAAGUAUGAGAAGGAAACUGAGGUGAUGCAUGCCCAGUUGAUGGACUACUUGGGCGCCGACUCCUUAAGGCCUAUGGUUCAUCACCCAUCCCUCUCCAUGGCUGAAGUGCUGCCUAUGGUGAACCCGCUCUUCCAUCCGAUGUACCCACUCGGGCCGCGCAUGGACCGUCCCAGCAGUCGAGAGGCUCCUCCACUGCCCCACCCGAACCCAGAGUUCUCACACCCAACCAAUGGUGCGAUCCCCUUGGUCAGGUCCAAGAAUCCUCAGUCGGCCCGAGACGGGUCCCCGUGCAACAGUGGACAGGAUUCGGCUGAUUCGGCACGGAGCAGCCCCCGGGAUAAGCUCAGCGGCGCUGGGCUCAGGACGAGAUCCAGCCCGGGGUUUGGCCGGGCAGAGGAAGGCAGGGUGAUUGACGCGGGCCGCAUCGCCGCCAGGGACAGCAUCCGCGUCUUUGGCCGUGAAGGCCAGGAGCUGAGGGUGUUCCAGUGCGAACACUGCCGCAUCCUGUUCCUGGACCACGUCAUGUACACCAUCCACAUGGGUUGCCAUGGUUACAGAGACCCACUCGAGUGCAACAUCUGCGGCCACUGCAGCAAAGAUCGCUACGAGUUCUCCUCGCACAUCGUCCGCGGAGAACACACCUUUCGUUAAGAAUCCCACGCAUUCUCACAGUCAGUUUACUGCAGACGGCAUCAGUUUACUGCUGAAGCAUUACAUGAGCACCAGUCAGCAGAUAUAUGAAGGUUUGGGUCCAAUAGAAAGUUUUCAUUUUGGAGCUGUUUGAAGAUUUUUGUUCUGGGCGAGGGGAUGAAUGUUUAUUUUUAAGUUCUUUUUCAUUUUUUCACCAUUAUUGUUGUGCAUGUAAUGAACCUUCCAACAGAGCAGCUAUAUGUUAUCUAAAGUUGUGAAGUUCUUUCUCUUUUUUUUGUCAUCUGUAUUACCUCGAUGCAUGCUGUCAUUCUUGUUUCAUGGACCUUGAUCAAUGUAAUAGGUAAACCGAGCAAGCAGAGGACCACUGGAGAACUAGACCGCUGAGUUUUGCAUACAAAAAAAAAAAAGACUUUAAUUCAUUGCUUCUUGCUGCUGUGGCUUCUUAGUGCCUUGCUGAUGUUUUGAACGAUUUAGCUUUUUAUGGAGUGUUUUGUAUCUUUUUAGCAUAUUUUCUCAUCAAUUGCUCCCUUUCGAUGAAGUUCCGGGGCGUAUGAGUUGAAACUUCGGUACUCGUGGUAAUGUCCUCAUAUCGGUGCUAUUCUAGUUUCACAAAAGCAGUCCUGUAGGUUGGCACAGAUCUUUCAGACACAUUUUAAUGAAGUGUUGAUGACAAUCCCCCAUGUGUCUCAUAGAUUUUAACAGGAGACAGUGAUACUUUUGCCAUGCUAAGGACAGAUGAGUUUUCCAUGCUGUUUUGCUGCUGUUGCACACUUACUAUCAUCUCUUGCGUUCUUAUGCACUUCGCUGAAAACAGCACUGCAAUAUGCCUUGAUAAACCUGUUUUUGCACUAUUAGCUUGAGGCCUUGGGUGAAAAUAUGCUAUUUCCAUGCUAUUGAUAAAGCGAACAAAGAUCAGUCUGCAGUUUAGCUAGUAUAUUGUCAUCUGUAAUUCAACAGGAAACAAGUCUGCACCUAUAUUAACAUGCUUUAAUAACAGGGUUGCCACAUUUUGAUUGAAAUCUGUUCAUAUCAUUCAGCCUAAAGACCAAAUGCCUCAUUAAAUCAAACUCCUCUGACUGUCUUGAGUGUUACAGUACAAACUCAAAAAAAGAGUUCAGAUUUAUUUUAUUUUUCAGUCAACAAAUGUAUUUUUUUGGCCCCCACAUGGACCUGUGUAUUUGUUAUUGAGCUUUCUAAGAGAUUAAAUCUGAAAUAUGCACAUAUAUGCACUGCAUAUGCAUUCUUGGUUAGACUCUAGUUAGCUAUUACAUUUUAUCAUUUUUUUGGACACAGAGAAAAAAAUAAAUAACCUUUUGCACAGGGAUAAUUGACAAAAAUAAAUAUGCCAGGUAACUGAACAAGGCAGAUCUUUUAAUUAAACAACAGCUUUUAUAGAUGUUAGAAGAUUGCCGUCAAGAUUUCAUCGCUAACUUGAACUGCACAAGAGCUUUUAAAGAUAAAAUGCGGUUUAUUAAUCAGACAAUGUUUAACCCCCUCUAACCUUUAACAGUUUUCCCAUACUUGAUGCAGAGACUUCUUUCUCAUUGUUUUCAGAGCAUUGAAAUCGGUCGUGAAAAUGUAGACUUUUUUUUAAUGUUCACGUAGCCGUUUAUUAUCCCUUCCUGUUUCUCUUCCCUUCUUUCUUACUUUUUUUUCUGUAUUCAAUGUUGUUGAAUAUUUACAUCAAGCAUUCUGUAGCACAACCAUAAAUCCAGCUUUAAUCGAUGUGUACAGCUCAAAGUGUACAAACGCAGCCUUCACGACGUUCAGAACCUCCCUUGCACAUUUGUUGGGCUUUUAUGUCAGCGCUAAAAGAGCCUUACAUCACUAUCAGACUUUGUUGUACCUAUUGUGUUUUAAAGCUUUGCUUUUGUCUUUUCUGCUUUGAGAAAAACUCCAAAAAAAAAACUGUGAAUAUUCCCUUUAAAUGUUAUGAGGGAAAAGACUUAAAAGGCACAUCACUGAUAGAAAUGCAUUCAUAUUGUUUGAACAUGCCAUUUUAUUGUUCUUUAAAAUAUAGCUUUGCCUUUUUACACCUCAGUAAAAUGUCACAAAUCACUCACACACACCACCUAAAACAUAUUGAAGAAUUUUAUUUGUUCUUGUGAAGCAUGAAAAUCGUUUCUUUUUUUUUUUUUUUUUUUUUUUUGGUGUCACAUGCAGGCAUGAUAUUGUAUGUGCUCCACAAUUCCAGGGCAUUUUAUAGAAUUAUUAUCAAAGAUUAUUGUAUUAGACAUGGUUUUUCUUUUCUCCAAAAAAGGAACAAGUUGAAGGAAACAUUGAUGUAAGACUAUGUUUACAACCCGAAUGAACAAGAGCACAUGAGCAAAAGUGUUCUUACGAUGAGUCCACACUUUUGGGAGUGGAGAGUACUUGAAAUUACAAGAAAGGCACUCUAGAGUCAGGUUUCACUUUUUACCUUAAAGUGUAUGGGACUGCUAUUUUCUCAUCUGUGUAAAUAUAUAUUUUUUGUGAAAGAAAGGUGUUUUUUUUAACUGUUCUUAUUCACUGUGGACCUUACAAACAGUAAGACAAGGGAUUGCAGUGUAUUUUUAUAUAAAUGAAUAAAUGGAUGAAUUAUAUACAGUAUAUUUUGGUAAAAAUGUUGAAAGGGGGUUAUCUUUUGCUGUGUGUCGGUUCGCUUUUUUGGGUUUUCUCAGGUACAGUGUUGUCAAAAAUCUUCUUAUAAGGCAUUUGUAUGGAACUGUUGGAGAGAUUUGAAUUAAUAUUGUAUAUAAUAUAAUAUACAUUUUUAAAAAAAUAAAUCUUUUAAGUAAGACCAAGGUUUACUGAUGUAAAACUCUUUCUAAGAUUGGCUUUUGUAACCUUGGCAUCUUUAAGGAAAGUGUGUCAUUCUAUGUUGGUUUGUAAAGCAUGGUCUUUUCUGCAUUAAAUACUGUCAUCAUCUGAA